Molecule: messenger RNA, 525 nt
Organism: Gordionus sp. m RMFG-2023
Lineage: Eukaryota; Metazoa; Nematomorpha; Gordioida; Chordodea; Parachordodidae
Exons: 3
Coding region: 1-525 (174 amino acids)
Source: RefSeq, a predicted model, not a curated record
AUGUCACAACUAGAUAAAGAACUACGUUUACGAUACCCAGACAUUAAAGACGAAGACCAACGGAGCAUGAAUAUAACCUAUUAUAGAAAGGUUAAUAUAGAUGGUUCCCUCAACCCCAGAAAUUGGCUAUCUUAUAGCACUACUUUAGACAAAGUCUUUUGUCUAUAUUGUAUUAUGUUUGGUGGCACUAAGUCCAAUACUUUUUGGACUCAACUUGGAGUAAAUAAUUGGAAAAACAUUAAGCGUGACUUAGAGAGACACGAAGCAUCUUCUCUUCAUAAAGAUUGUGAAUAUGCAAACAUGACUUGGCUUGCAAAUAAGCGCAUUCAAGAUCAUUUGCUAUCAAAUAAGCUUGAUAUAAUCAUGGAAAAUCGUAAUAUAGUUCAUAAUAUUAUCGAUGCCAUUAUGUACCUUAUAAAAUGUAAUAUAGCCUUUUGGGGUUCUAAUUCGAAUGAAGGUAUUGGAAAAGAUCAAACUACCGAAGAAAAUUUCAAUAGCGAAAUCAUGACCAAAAUAAAAAAAUAG